Radiomyces spectabilis is the source of this 1103-nucleotide messenger RNA. Its product is annotated as Snf7-domain-containing protein. Gene Ontology annotation, biological process: vesicle budding from membrane; late endosome to vacuole transport via multivesicular body sorting pathway. Bases 1 to 714 code for a protein of 237 amino acids. The transcript is spliced from 4 exons. Gene Ontology annotation, cellular component: cytoplasmic side of plasma membrane; ESCRT III complex; multivesicular body. The record is from RefSeq and is a predicted model, not a curated record. Lineage: Eukaryota; Fungi; Mucoromycota; Mucoromycetes; Mucorales; Radiomycetaceae.
AUGAAUUUAUUUUUUGGCAAAGCCAAGUCAAAAACGUCAGCCAAAGAUGCAAUUUACAAAUUACGAGAAACGCUCGAUAUGUUGGAAAAACGGCAGACUUUCAUGGAAGCCAAAGCCGAGAACGAGUUAAAGAUCGCAAAAACAAACGCAACAAAGAACCGUCGAGUGGCACUGAUGGCAUUAAAACGAAAGAAGGCAAUUGAAGUGAAUAUCGAAAAGAUUAACGGAGCUCGAAUGACGAUCGAAACCCAAAUGAUGGCAAUAGAGAAUGCCAAUGUCAACUUAGAAACAAUGGGAGCCAUGCGUGCUGGUGCCGAAGCAAUGAAGAACAUUCAUGGAUCCAUGGAUAUUAAUAAGGUGGAUGCAACCAUGGACGAUAUCCGAGACCAGAUGGACGUUGCGAACGAGAUUUCAGAGGCUAUUUCUCGGCCUAUUGGCAUGGGCGAAGAGUUAGAUGAGGACGAUCUUCUUAAUGAACUUGAAGAGUUGGAGCAGGAGGAAUUGGAUGCAAAGAUGUUGGAGACACCCGCACCCUCAGUAUACACACCCAACGUACCGUCGCAUGAACCUGGUAAGACGAGAAACUCCAAACCUAGAGAUUUUUUUUUUCAUUCCCCAUCUUACGGUUCAUCUAUCCUAGGUCGCAAAACAACCGUUACCGAAGACGACGAGGAAGCCGAACUCAAAGCUCUGCAAGCCAGUAUGGCCAUGUAAAACGUAUGCCCUAUAGUUAUAUUUUUUUAUCUUUUUCUCUCUCACUUUUUUUUCUGGAUGUGCAGGGGAGAAAAUAAAUACAAUUCCCCAUUCAUCUCAUUUUUUUCAUAAUCAUCAUUCGAGUGGGCUAUACAAAUGACAGCAAUUUUAGGUUGGUUGACUGUAAUCGCAUAGAGUCGAGGAUUGCCUUUUACCAUGGAAAUCGUUUCAUAAAUGUUAUGACUUGGGAAAUUGCCCACCCUGUGCUACUUGCUUCCCUAGUGUGCUUGCAUUCUCGGCUUGAACCUGGAUUUCCCGUAUUUCCUAGGUAUUUAGCAAAGAAAAUGUGGGUGAGGAAUUGGAUCAUACCGCACAGAUAGCGGUACUUAUCAAUGAUUUCAUGCGUCGUC